AUGAUGUUAUUCUGUUUUGGUUUCUCUGUUGUAUAUAGCUCUGCAAGCACAUCAUUUGCACAACCUUCAGGGAUUUCAUUAUCACCAGAUUUAAAGGAGGUGUAUAUUGCUGAUAGUGAAAGUAGCUCCAUUCGAGCACUUGAUCUGAAAACAGGAGGAUCAAGAUUACUAGCUGGCGGUGAUCCAGUUUUUGCAGACAAUUUGUUUAGGUUUGGGGACCAUGACGGAUUAGGCUCUGAAGUACUGCUUCAACAUCCAUUGGGUGUCUUAUGUGGAAAGGAUGGUCAAAUUUAUCUUGCAGAUUCUUAUAAUCACAAGAUCAAGAAACUAGAUCCAGCAAGUAGAAGAGUGAGCACAAUAGCAGGUACAGGCAAAGCUGGUUUCAAGGAUGGAGUAGCGCUAACAGCUCAGCUUUCAGAGCCAUCAGGAAUUGUUGAAGCAGAAAAUGGUAAUCCUCCUUUCUAUAAUAUGCCACAUUUUCUUCAUUAAGAGUUCUUGGCUGCAUUCCGAAAAUUGACAGGACAAUGUUGUUUGAUCCUUCUCAAUACAAUUAUGAAAACAGACUGUACUUGAAAUUAAGUUCGUAAACUGUUUGAUAUUGGUGAUCAUUAUUGGUAGAGGGUAAUUGAUGCAAAUAGUGCAGUAACGGGGAAUUGUUAUAGAUGAUAUAGUGCAGAAAUUUCAAGACAGCAUAGAAGUGUGAUAUCCAAACAUGAAACAACUACUAGAAUUGAUAUUAAGAAACAAAGGGCAAGUAUUCUCCUCAGACCAAAGAAACAUACCUGAUUAUGAAAGUUUUCUGAAAUUAAUUGAAGCAAAAACUGCGUUGUUUUGCUUACUAGCCACGCAUGCAUAAAGCGUGGUCAAAUCUUCAAAACCCAAGCCACCAAAUCUUGAAAACCGUAGCUGGUUUAGGAUCUGUAACCCUUUAGAAAUUCUUCUCUUAAACUCUUCAAAAAUUGCUUGACUUGAGACUUACCACUACUUUUUUACCAAACCCAAAGUCUUUAUUUUCUAAAGGAAGCCACCAUAAUAUUUUUCAUAAUUCCUAAACGCCCCAAAAAUAUACAUUUGUUGCAAAACAACCAAAAUAUCCAAAAGGCCUUGGCUUAGGUUCAGCUAGGCCAAUUAGGAUUAAAAUCUAAAAUUGAAAAAAAUAUAACAACUCACCAAUGACACAAAUGCAUAAUACUCUGCAUAAAUAUACACAUCUGUAAUCUGAAUGCUCAUAAUCAGUGAAUUACUUGGAUCUUAACCAACAGCUAGCUGACUAAGCAGUGAAAAUGAAGUAUUGCAACAACACUAGGUUAUUUUCUUAAUGAUCAUCAAAUUUUGACUCGAUGCAGGUUUUGAUUUCUCCUUGUAAAUAUUAAGGAACAUAUACUUAGGUAGGAUGCCAUAGAUGAUGUCCAUAAAAGAAGUGGAUAUACUAUUCUAGUUGUUAAUCUGUGAUACUUCUAAAUGUGAGAUAACAUUAGCAUAUCCAUGUUCCACAAAUAGUAUCUAAGAAUAUUUAGUGCAUAUUUCACUGUCUCUGUCCAACUUGACCUGAUCUGACUGUUGAACUUUGAUUGUCCAUGAAUUUUGAAAAGCAGUUCUCUUUGGUGUACCAAUUGGCUGUCUGUGUUCUAAUCUUUUGACUUCCAAGGAUUAGUCUUAUCUCCAAUUUGUUCCUUUCAUCAAGACUUUGCACAUACUUAUGACCUUCCUAUUUCAUGUUUGAGUCUCAUUGUUAGUAUUUUACCUUAAAAAUGACCCUAACAUAGAACUUGGGCACUGAUUGUGAACAUUUUCAUUGUUGUGGUUGAAAUUGGAUUUAGCAAAGACAGAUAUCAGGAAGAAUAUAGGUCAAAAUCAUAGCCAAGAAAAAUGACACAUGAAAAUCUCAUCUCAGCUUCUAAAUCUGAAUUUCAUGCAAAGCAUCCAAAGGCAAAUAAAUCCAAUUCCUAUAUUAAAUUGAAAGGGACAGAGAGAUCUAAUCACAGAGAAGAAUCUUAUUUCUGGACAUUUAGUGGAGAUAAUUGAAAUCUAAAGAUCUUGGAUUUUAGGGUUUAGAGUGGAGAAGAGGCAAAAGAGGAAAAGAGAGAAGGAAUAGAUUAGAAAAUACGGUUAAGGAGAAUGAGAGU
Molecule: messenger RNA, 2126 nt
Organism: Ilex paraguariensis (yerba mate)
Lineage: Eukaryota; Viridiplantae; Streptophyta; Magnoliopsida; Aquifoliales; Aquifoliaceae
Source: the annotation of a GenBank genome assembly